Gasterosteus aculeatus aculeatus (three-spined stickleback) is the source of this 8043-nucleotide messenger RNA. RefSeq names its product serine/threonine-protein kinase WNK1-like. Gene Ontology annotation, biological process: protein phosphorylation. The record is from RefSeq and is a predicted model, not a curated record. Gene Ontology annotation, molecular function: protein serine/threonine kinase activity; ATP binding. NCBI's taxonomy places the organism in Eukaryota, Metazoa, Chordata, Actinopteri, Perciformes, Gasterosteidae.
GUGACCGCGCGGCCUCGAACAGCACCCCGUUUGAACCAGCUAAUGCGAGUGCGUUUGGAACGGGCCCAACAACAACAACAACAACGGCCGAAGGGCUGGUUCGGCGUUAACGUGUCGGGUAACGCUACAUUGAAUGGAGGCAGCCGGGAGCAAAACAGAACUGAAACCCAUUCUGCGCUUCUGGCCUUCUGUCCUCCGCCUACAGUAGGAAGAUCGGUGCCUUUUGUGGGCUGUGCAAGUUUCUUCCCCACCAGUGAUUCCUUAUGCCCGAUAGAAGCUGCACCCUGUGUCUUACAGGAUGGAUGGUGUGGACUUAAAGAGACUUGUGUAUCAACAUCAGCACUCUGUGGUGUUUUCUCUCUUACCGUUUACAAGCGAACACCUCCCAUCCUGCGCCUCCAAUCUCAGCACUAUAUAUAUAUAAAGACUGCCUUUGAUUAACUCAAAAGACGACAGGAGAUAAAAGUUCAAAGCCUUUGUAUCUCUCUUCCUUUUUAAAGCAUAGAUCAAUACUGCUAAUAUAACCCUACAUGGCAGACAUGGAAGUCUCAUUAUUUUAAUUUUUCAGUCAGUGUACCCCCUUACGCUUAGUGUGGGUGGUGGGAUGUCGGAAAAGCCAGACGACAAAAUGGUGAAGUUCCUGGCUCCCCCUCAGAAGAGUGGAAAUGGCCCCAGUUCUGGUUCAGAUUCAAUGGUGAGUGAGUGCCGGCCGACGGAAGUGAGACGGCGGCAUCACACCAUGGAGCGCGAUCGGUGUACCGCUGAACACCGCUUCUUGCGCCGGAGCGUCAUCAGUGACUCUAAUGCCACGGCAUUGGCCCUCCCUUUACCCAGCAAGAUACCCGUCCCUGCACCUCAGCGGGUUCCACAGCGGGACGCCGUCCCCCAGCAGCAACUGACCACUCCUGCUGCUUGUUUGACCCGGACUGAACUAAGUGUAGCUCAAAAUCAAGAGGCUGCUGAUAAACGAGGAGGGGGGGGCCAUGGGAAAGAGGUAGCCAAGGUGGAUGUAGUGCCUUCAGAGCUGGAGCCUGCCAUUAAAAAAGAUACCUGUGAUGGAGAGGUGACAGCGGCCUGCUCUGCACCAGGCCUAGGAACAGAAUUGCCAAGUCGAACAGAACCUGAGAGCACCACCGAAGUGAAGGUGCAUCACGGGGAGGAGGGGGAGGAAGACGAUAAGGACUCGGCCAAGGCGCGGGCAGAGGCAGAGCAGCGGGAGGCUGAGAAAAAAGUUCAGGACGACAUUGAAGAGGCUGAGACCAAAGCCGUGGGAACGUCACCAGAUGGGCGUUUCCUAAAGUUUGAUAUCGAAAUUGGACGUGGCUCCUUCAAGACCGUCUACAAAGGCCUGGAUACCGAGACCACAGUUGAGGUGGCUUGGUGUGAGCUGCAGGACCGUAAGCUGUCAAAAACCGAGCGGCAGCGCUUUAAGGAGGAGGCAGGGAUGUUAAAAGGACUACAGCAUCCCAACAUUGUCCGCUUUUACGACUCCUGGGAGGGACCCUCCAAAGGCAGGAAGUGCAUUGUUCUGGUCACUGAACUCAUGACUUCUGGCACACUCAAAACAUAUCUGAAACGGUUCAAGGUGAUGAAAAUCAAAGUGCUGCGAAGCUGGUGUAGACAAAUCCUCAAAGGGCUCCACUUCCUCCACACUCGGACUCCCCCCAUCAUCCACAGGGACCUCAAGUGCGACAAUAUUUUCAUCACAGGCCCAACAGGAUCCGUCAAGAUUGGAGACUUGGGACUGGCUACGCUCAAGCGAGCAUCCUUCGCCAAGAGUGUUAUAGGUACCCCUGAGUUCAUGGCGCCUGAGAUGUAUGAGGAGAAGUACGACGAGUCAGUGGAUGUGUAUGCCUUUGGAAUGUGCAUGCUGGAGAUGGCCACCUCAGAGUACCCUUACUCAGAGUGCCAGAACGCUGCACAGAUCUACCGCAGAGUCACCAGCGGGGUGAAGCCAGGCAGCUUCGACAAGGUGGCCAUUCCUGAAGUGAAGGAGAUCAUCGAGGGAUGUAUCCGGCAGAACAAGGACGAGAGGUACUCGAUCAAAGACCUCCUGAACCACGCCUUCUUCCAGGAGGACACAGGGGUGCGGGUGGAGUUGGCAGAAGAAGACGACGGAGAGAUGGUGGCUAUUAAGCUGUGGCUGCGAAUUGAGGAUGUCAAAAAACUUAAGGGGAAGUACAAAGACAACGAAGCUAUUGAGUUUUCUUUUGACCUCAGCAAAGAUGUCCCUGAGGACGUGGCCCAAGAAAUGGUUGAGUCUGGUUAUGUGUGUGAUGGUGACCACAAGACCAUUGCAAAGGCCAUAAAGGACAGAGUGUCUUUGAUCAGUCGCAAAAGAGCACAACGGCAGCAGGUCCGAGAAGAUCAGGAGAAGAGAAGGCUGGAAGAAGAACAGCAGGGUCCGUUACCUCCAGCACAGCCAGCGGCCCAGCAGCCGGGCCCGGAGGUGCCUCAGUCCCAGCCAGCGACACAGCCCGCUGCUUAUGUCACUCCCCAUAUGUCAACCCAACCUGCAUCUCAGCAGGGCCUUCAGGGCUCCAUCUACAGCACUCCCCAAUCAACCCAACUGGCCGGUAUGGCACAGGGCGUUCCGUACAUCCCUCAGUCAACUGGGCAAGUCCCAGUGGCAGUCCCAGGACAGGCUCAGACUGGGACCACCAUCCUGCCGGAGUCAGAGGAGUCUGAGACGGACCAGCAACUACAGCACUCUGGAGGAGCCGCCAUUCACAUGGGAGACCAACUACCAGGUUCCAGCAUCCGUCCUGAAGUCCAGCCUCCUCAGCCUGGAAUAUCCUACAUAUCCUCCCCUCCGAGGCAGCACCUCCAGCCCCAAGCUUCACUCCCUCAGACACAAAGUGACCAAAUGCAACAGCAGCAGUUGUCAGCGGUUCAGCUGCAAGGUGUCCAGUCUAAUGUUGGUCCCGUUCCACCUGGCGGACAGCCUGUUCCAGGGACGACUGCACAGUAUGGAGUUUACUACCAACCAACGCUUCCCCCUCAGAAUCCCAACCAGCAGGUGAUGCUGCCUUCAUCCUCACAAUCGUCUCCCCCUCAGCCGGCGCCGCCGCAGCAGCCGGACAGCGGCCCUCUUCUCCAGAGCGGCGCUCCACCACAGGCGCAGACUGGAGCUCAGCAGAUACAGGCCUCAGCGAGCGCUCCUCAGUCAGCGCCAGCGGAGCCGGCGAGAUCGUCUGCGCUGGUGCCUCCGUCUAUAGAGAGCUGCCUGUCAGAUGCCGCCUCAGGUCUCAGUGACGGCAAUGAUGGAGGCUCUACAUCGGGGGGUCGCCACGAGGGGCGCUCCAUGAAACGUCACCAGCGGAGAUCCGUACGCAGCCGCUCCCGCCACGAGAAGUUCGCCAAGGCCAAGCUCAAUGUUCUCAGCAUCUCUAAUGUGGGAGAUCGAGUAGCAGAAUGCCAGCUGGAGACUCAUAACAGGAAGAUGGUGACCUUCAAAUUUGACCUUGAUGGUGAUAAUCCAGAGGAGAUUGCACAGAUCAUGGUGGCAAGUGAAUUCAUCUUGGAAAGUGAACGAGAGUCCUUCAUCGAGCAGGUCCGGGAAGUCAUAGAAAUGGCCGAUGAGAAAGGGCGGGGCACGAAGGAAGGUUUUCCCCAGAUGAGUGACCACCAACAACAGCCCCAGCUGUCCGUUCCCAUGCUGCCAGGCAUUUCCCCCAGCACUACGGCGCAGGUGGUGCAUUCAGCAGGCCGAAGGUUCAUCGUCAGCCCAGUGCCCGAGUCUCGUCUUAGAGAGCAGUUCUUUGGCGGUUCUUCUGCUAACACCUCCUUCGGAGAUGAGCCAGGUCUUUCUACGCCACUGGGCCUUUCACUCUCUGCUCCGUCUGGAGUUCUCCAGCAGGCUUUCAGUAGAAUGAAGCAGGCGCGCGUGGAGAGAAGCAGCACCAUCGAUCCCCUUCUUGCCGAGCACGAAGCCAUUGAGGCCGGACUCGCCCCAAACUCGAACACUAUCUUGGCUCCUCCAGAAGCCGCAGCUUCCACUGCUAGCAUUACUUUUCCUGGUGUCACAUCUACGGCAACAUCCUCACCGCCUCCCUCAACUGGGAGGGUUUCCCCUCCACCUGCAUCUAUUCAGUCCCUAACUCCAGCCCCUGUCCCCGGUGAUCCCAGUCCACCUCCCCAGUCGGCCCAUGAAGAGGCCCCUUCACCGCUUCCGCCGGCUGCCAACGUCGCUUCCACCAUUCCUUCCCCGUCAGUGCAGACCUCCGUCCCCGCGGGCCCCGGGCCUCACCCGAGCAGUGGUUCCGUCUCCUCUGUUGUCAGCGUCGCGUCCAGUAGCACCGCCCCCAGCACCGUCCCCGCUUCAGAGCAGCAGCCUGUGAAUGCGUCCGUCCAUUCAGCACCGCACACAACAACCCAGAGCCAGCCCCAGCCGGUGGAGUCGGAGGGGGCAGAGCUCUCGAACAAGACUGGUGGCAGAGACGCCAUCCAGGCUCUGGAUAAGAAGCUCCGGUCCCUCUUUAAAGAUCAGAGCUCUACGUCUGCCUCAGUGGAUCAGAACACAGGCACCUCCUCUCCUCCCGCCGGAACCUCUUCUCCUCCACCCGGACUUGCCCUGGUGCCCCCGUCUAACCUCGCCCUCACCACGGGGACUCCGGCUGUCCCGGGCCUCACAACCACCCCAGGACAGGGUAUUAACCCGCCAGGACAGACGCCUCCUACCAAACCCAGGGCGCAGACUUUACCUACUGGUUUUGACCAAGCUUCUACUCCUCCCUCUGAACAUCUGCCCCCAUUUCCUGGACCAAAUCAGAAACCCCCGGGUCCUUUGGACGUCCAGUUGAGGAGAGCUCUGAGCCCAGAGACGGUUCAGGAAGGUAAUCUAAUCCAGCCUCCAGCCGCAGAUUUCACUCUGGGACGUUUCCAAGUGUCUGUUGCUACUGACCGUGUGUCCAGCUGUGUUAAAGAUCCCACCAGCAUAGUUUCUUCUGCUUCCCUCACGCCGUCUUCUACCUCCUCGUCUUCCUCAUCAUCCUCCUCCUCCCCCUCAAGUCCAGAAAAUACCCUCCACCGGUCAUCCUCCCUGUCCAAAGUAGUCUGUGAGACUGACUCUGGGAAUGGAGCCUUCCCCCUGUCCGCUGCGCCUGCUGGUCGGCCGACCACUAUUGGGCGCUUUCAAGUGUCCAAGAGCACCAACGUGACCUCUGAGCCGACCCCUGGCUCUAAAGUGGGCCGCUUUUCUGUCACAGUGACCUCAGCUCCAGCAGCAGGCUCCAGUCCAACGCAUGGUUCCAGUAUGCAGAACGGACCCUCCGAUCCUCAUAAUGCACACACCAUUUACAGUAGUGACAACAACGACUCUGAGACCGAGGGCGGGGCUUUGCAGAAAGAAAUCAGCCGUCUUAGAGAAAAGCAUAUGACAGAGAUCCAGACAUUGCAGACUCGUCAGAAAGAGGAGAUAGACGCCCUGUAUUCGAUGAUGGGAAAACCUCCCCCGACUACUGUCUUCUCUCCAGCUAUGGUGAUGGGUGGAGGUCGACGAAGGCUAAAAAGCAAAAGCAAAUCUUCCCGCUGUAGCGGCCAACCCAGUCCCAAACACUCUGGAUCCCCGGCCUCAGCUCAGAAUCUUCAUGGUCUAGCAUCUCCUCCAAAGCAAAAUUCCCCCUCAUCAACAGAGGCCUCAGAAACCGCAGCCGAGGCGUCUCAAACAGCGAGCAGGUCCUCCAUAAAGCAGCUCAGAUCCUCCCCAUCCAUGCCCAGCCUCAGUAGCUGCUCCACAGGAUCAAGUGGGACCAGCUCUGCAAAUGGUUCAGGCCACUGCCAGAACCACUCCGCGUCUUUGACCCAGGCAACGGGACCCGCUCCUCCGUCCUCCCACACUCAGAAGGGAAAGGGCACCUUCACUGAUGACCUGCACCUACUGGUGGAUAAUUGGGCCAGGGACGCCAUCGGCCUCGCCCAGGGCAGGAGGGGACCUAAAACUGGAGCACCAUCGCCACUGGGACAUGAUGUCAUCCCUCCAGCCAACAUGGGCCGGAAAUUCUCAGCUCCCGGCUUCCUCAGCACAACACUCCCCUCGUCUUCUAGCACCACGUCCACGACGUCGACUCAUCUCCCCAACCCAACCAAUCCCUCUGCCCCUCUGGGGCCUCGUAAAGGCUCCCUGGGUCCGGUUGCACCGGGGUUCGCAUAUGCCUCGGCCCCGUACAGUGCUCCUCAGUGGGCGGGACCCACGGGCACGUGCCAGGUCAGCAUGCUCAACUCCACACAGUCGAUAACACAGUACCAGCCACCUACAACAGCCUCAGGCUACCACAUGGGAACCACAGCAGCCCCCCAGAGUUCAGUCAUCCCCGGAGGGUCCAACCUGAAGCCCACGUAGCCCAGUUGUUUUCCUAGUCCCCUCAGACGGAGGACAAAACAGGGCAGACUGUUUAAUAAAAAAAAACCACUAGCUCUCCUUGCAGUCGGCUGGUAAACUGGCUGCAUGUUGUGUUGCUUUUUUUUAUUUUAAUUUCAAUUUUUAUUGUUUUUUUUUUUUUUCUUCUUUCCUGUAAUGGAGUUGAGCUAAUGUGGUUCACGUCCUCAGACAGAACAAAAUCUGUCCGGCAAUUAUAGGCAGAGUGCAAUACACAUCCACAGCACAGAAGUCUCAAACUUAGCCGGCCGCUGGCUGUGGAAUUGAGCUGUGACGAGCGGGUUGGUCGUGUCCGGUGACGUGAUGAUCAACGGCAGCCAAAGAUGUCUUUCGAGAGCAGGCGUCGUCAUUCCCUCUUGAAGAGAAGGUAGGGUGGAUUCUGGUUCCCAUCCUUAAUAUUAAGACUUUAAGCCCUACUGGGAACCAAGACGGUUAAACUAAAACACCACAUAUAUUCCCACACACACACACACAUACACCUGGAAAAACAAUAGGGGAUGUUGGUAAAGUGAUCUCAGAGAGUGAGGUGGGGGGGACGUGAACAGAAAGUAGGAAAGUAGAGAGGUGCACCUAGUGUGUCCAAGACGGACUAGCAAAGUAUGACUGGUUGAGUUGAAGAAGAAAGACGUAAGUUAGGAAGGAGUGUAAUGCGUAGGUUUGCAGUAUGAAUACACCCCAUCGUUACCUAUUCAGCAAAAUGCAAUAAUGGCAAAGAGUAGAAAAACUGUCCCUUGUAACUGUGGCCUUAAUCCCCAAACACAUUUAAACAUUGACUUUGUACAUAGAUAUUUCUUCACUGGGUUAUGAUUCCAUGUUUUUGCGUAUUUAUGUCGCUGUGAGUCUGGUGACAUCGUGAUUUGAGUUCUCCAUCCAUCCAGGUUUAUUAUACAGAUUUAUCCUUCACGCCUGGCAUGUAAACCAGUCGAUCUGCCACAUUGUCCUGGUGUUGACCGCCAUUCACAGUGUGCAAUUGGAGAGGUGAUGCUGCUGAAAUCCCAUUCUGUUUGAGGGUUGUUUUUUACUUUCUGUGGUCUGUUUUUGUAUGCGUAUAUUUAAUAAAAACAAAUGUUUCUUUAUGGACCUGUAUUUAGCCAUCAGAUUUUGAUGUUGUUUCACUGUUUAUUAUUAAAGGUGGUUAAACAGGUAGUUAAAUGAAUAUAAAAAGUGCAAUUGUCGAUGGUGUCCUACUCACCACGUGGGAGCAAUCCUGUUGUUUUAUUAAGCUCCUCUCUCCGACUGCCCGGCCCUCCGUUCUAUUGUACCGUAUCUGUCAAUGUGAUGUAGACGCUUUGGCGUAAUGCUCGGCCACUUCAGCGUGAUUGUGGUGACUCGCUCGCUACGUGCACACGCACUCUGACCUGUAAACACGAGGAACACUUUAGUGCCUUGCAUCCUCACUAAUGACACGUUCCAAAUUCCUCUAGUCCCGUAGCUGCGCCUGUACUUCAGACAACCAGUAGACUAAACGUGGACGAGGCGCAGACACUGAAGAGAGGGGGGGGGGGCAGCGGCUCGCCGUAUGUGACACUAAAACGAACAAAGAGCACACUGGGUAAUGUGAACGUGCGUCUGUUCUCGCCACAGCUCUAUUUGUGAUGGUUGUGUAUUCAGCUGUGUUUUUAUUUGGUUUCCGUGGAUUCAUCAUUGAACCAUUUUCAUUAUUACGA